Messenger RNA from Sitodiplosis mosellana (orange wheat blossom midge), 5404 nucleotides. RefSeq lists its product as uncharacterized. The transcript is spliced from 4 exons. The record is from RefSeq and is a predicted model, not a curated record. NCBI's taxonomy places the organism in Eukaryota, Metazoa, Arthropoda, Insecta, Diptera, Cecidomyiidae. Bases 3254 to 3907 code for a protein of 217 amino acids.
GGUUUUGUUGUUGUGCUGUACAGAUUUGGUAACGGAUUUCGCUUGUAGAUUCGAGUCUCGGUCGCUCAUCUAAUGACCAAUUCAUUAACCAAACACAUAUUUUGGCAUUUCAAAUGAGAAAGCAAGAUAUUUGUGUUGCACGCAAACACCACUUUGUCCGCAUGGUUUGUGGUUGGAUCGUCGUGUUGUUUCCAACGGUUGGGUGCGAAAUUGAAUUGUUCAAAGUGUCGAUGUGCAAAACGAUGUGAAAUUGCCAAUCGAAAAUUCACAUCUAGAAUGUUUCGAGCUCAUGUUUAAUUUAUAAAGGUAUAGAUUACAAAGAGAGCCGUCGCACGAUAGCCGUCGUUGUUGGAAGGAAUUUCCAAAAUGUUCUGAAUGUGUUACUAUCGCAUUUACAACGGAGCUCAAGGUCAAACAGACAAACAAACAAAAAGUGCUUUCAUAUGGGAAUAAUUACGGUGACUUUCGAAAUAAUGUGCCAUUUGUGUUGACAGUGGUUGGACCGCGACAUGAAUCGACAUACAUAAAUCUGAAUCCAUACUACGUUGUGACUGAAAUUUGAGUUAUGACUUCCUAAUUUCUUGUGUUAUUUAAAUUCCGAUCGUCGAUCUGUUUCCGUAGUCUAACUGAAUAAAAUUUUCUCGAUACGACCGAAAUGUACAGGCGACUUAAUAAAAUUAAACGCUUGGAUGCUGAAGACGGCAACAAAAACGUCGACGACGACGACGACAACGACAACGACGACAACGACGACGACGAGCGGGAACGAUGCGAAAGUAGGCACGUAAAUAAUUUCUGCCAACAACGGAUUGUUUUGUCAAUUUAUUAUGGCAGAGCGAGCACGUUGUGUGUAUCGGCUGCUACACACAAAAUGUAGAUGCUUCAUUGUAAUAAAUGUUGCGCUAGCCCACUAUGUACACCACAUGAAUCAAGCGCCGAGAUAUGCCCUUCGUUGUUCGGUGUUUUGCGCUUUCAACGGUGCUAUUGCUAUACAUAAUGUAACAAUAUGCUAGGCAUCUAUGUCGUUUGUUCCACCGCUAUAUUUUAUAUAGUAAAUAAACACAGAAAAUGUCUGUUUAUAGGCAGUGCGCGUCGCUGAAUCAAUUGCGAUGUAAUGUGUGCGAUGCGAAGCUAAACGCAAGCUAUUCGCUCUUUAUUGCGUAUCCAUUGCCGUAUUGUUUGCUACUUGUAUGCUCACGAAGAGAAUGGUGCGCGGUGCCGACGUGGAAACCGAAACAAAACUGCCAUCGCUUCGUCACUGAACAGCAAUCGCUAGUGAGUCUUGUCAGAGAUAACUUCGUAACGCUACGAUUUUUGAAAUACACAAUUGUGUAUUACACAAAAUUAAUUUUUUUCCAAUAACAAAAAGAAAUAUCUCAGAAAAUACCAAACGAAAGUUUUUAAUUCGAUCAACAAUUUUUAAAUCAUCAACGUAAACGAAAUUGCAUCAUCGUUUGGAAUCCCAACAGAAAUAAUAUUCCGAACAAAGUCACGAAUUUUUCUUCUUUAAAUAAAAGACAUUUACGAAACAUUUUAUAGCUCGUAACCUGUUUCGUUCGGGUAAACAUUUGUCUGCCACCUGGAGACCUUAUGCACAUUUUCCUACAGAAUUUUGCCAUUUUUAUCCAAUCAACUCAGACAACAUCACGGAAAUCAUCCAAUUGUUCGUUAUUCUCAUUAAGAGUUUAAAAAAAAGACGAAUUAUAUCUGGAUUUUGACAUCUGCACAAACGAAAACUGACCAACACACUCUUCUCGAAAGUUCUAAAUGUUAAGAGCCACGACGUGCAUGAAACAGCUUGAACAGAGAGAAAACCAACGAGUUGAGCACAGAGGCAUUCACGACUAAAAAACCGUCGAAUAUAUAUAUAUAUGUGUAUUUCACAAUAUAUUUAUAUAUGCGUUGAAGAAAGAAGCGAGUGAAGCGUGCAAACAAAGCCACACAAUUCUCUUGUGCACACAAACCACCACCAACUGCCGAAUUCGUCGUCAAUUUUGAAUUAAAUUAAAAUCGUGUGUGAAUAUAUUCUAGUGUUUUGAUUCGCGAAUCAUUUUUUUUUCUGUCUGUCAAACGCAAGCCAACUGCACCGCAUCAAAAGUGUUUGUAACAUUUCGUUUUGUAUUUAAACAGAAACAAAAAAAAACCAUCUGAAUUUAUGCAAAUUAAUUUUACGAACGACAAAAUAAGCACAACGAAAGCGUGAAACCAAAUAAAAGAGACAAUAUUUUUGUUCAAUUUAAAAAUAGUAUCGACAUCGCCGAAUUGAAACGCAUUCGUGACGAUCGCUUGACUUUUUUUCUUUCCUAAAGCAAACCGAAAGAAAAAAAAAUCGACUGGAAUUACAUAGAAUAAAACGCGCGCGAGCGAGAGCCAAAGACAGUGCGAGUGUAUUUUUGUGAAUCGCAUAAAAACUUUUCAAUGUACGUGCAAUAGUUGAAGGCAAACUGAAGUGAACUGAAUUGAACUGAGCGUAACCAGAGAGCGCAGUGAAUUGUUCUGUAUUUUUGUUGUUUUUAUUUUUAAAUUGCAUUCCGAGAUUGAAACAUUUGUUUUCUUUUUUGUUCGUUGGCCGCUGCUAUUUUGGUGAUGUGCUAGAGAUUAAAUCGUAUCAUUAAAAAGCCUGGGAAAUUCAAAAGACUCCAAUGAAAUUUAUGUAUUGAAGCGCCAUCGAUUACGAUUACGAGGAACUUGAUUCAAUCUUAAAUUAAACGAUUCGUAUCAAUUCAAUUAAAUCCAAUCAAAACCAUUUUAAAAUAGAGCAAAGUGACUGAAAAUCAACCGGAGAGACCUCAAAGACCAUAAAAAAAAUUCGCUUAAAUUGACAAAUAAAAAUUAGACACUCAUCAACGGAACGAGAGCGAGAAGAAAAAAAAAACAGUUCAUCAUCAAUUAUAUAAAUAUAAAGGAAACUAUGUAGAGCGAUUGGCUCUUUGUUAUGGUUAUGUGUCGGUUUUGAAACGUUAAAAAAAAGUUUUUAUAUUUAGCUUGAGCGCCGAAACAAAUAUCUUGCCGUUGCACUCAAUUCAUAGAAAUCGGUGUACGACAGAAGACAAAAAAAACUGGGUUAAUAAAAUAAACUACACUUUGGUGGUGUGAACAAGACAACAACUGUUGUUGAUUGUUGAUUCAAUUUUUAAUUCAACAACGUCAUCGGUAUUGUUGUUGGGCACGAAAAAAAGACACUUUUUUUUCGAUUGUUCGAUCAAUUAACGUAAUCAAACUUAAUAAAUAAAACAAACACUAGACGUGACAAAUGGAUCAGAAGCCACGUUCCCGUGCCAACACUGUCAUUGGUCAAAUCAAAUGGUGGACAUCGAAUCAUCAUCUCACAAAUAACAACAACAAUAAUUGCAAAUCGUUUGGCAGUUCGGUUGCUGUGCAAAAAUUACGCGAAUCCAAAUGGUUUGGACCGGAUGAAUCGCGUAUAUUCUGUGCAGUCAUCGAAUGCGGUUUUAUCGUUGAGACGCGUGAGGGCAAAGAAAACGGCGGAUGGUUUGGCGUUGUUAAUUGCAAGACAUCCAAAGACAAAAAGCCGAAGCCAGAGAAUAUCGAUAUUUAUACAUUGAAGACGACAUCAGAUCGGCGAAUCAAGGUGACAAAAUUGACAUUGGCCGAUGUUUGGAAGCAAGGCUGUAUCAUACGUAUCAACAAUUUUGGCGAUAAAGAAAAAACACCACAUUCAGAGAAAGACAUAAAAAAUCAGCUAUCAUUCGGCAUGAAAUCCAAGCAACCGUUGUGGCAUAAUUCACAGCAUUUCGCGACAUGGUGUCGGUAUGGUGAUCGACAACAGGACAUUCGACGACGGCAGAUAUCAGACUGUGUGAAAUGGGGAAGUGUUGGAAUGAAUGCCGGACUUAUAAUGAUGAUGAAUCGCCGCCAACCCCAUUCGGCUUCAGCUAUGCAUUGAAGGGACAACAGAAAAACAUAAAUAGGAUCCUGCGACGAGAAAUUACAAUUCGUGAAUAUUUUGUGUGCAAAUCAACGAAGUGUUAUUUGAGAUGUGUGAGUGUGUGAAUUUGUGACGUGUGACAAAUCAAACAUACUUGUUUCAAACACAGCAUUUUUUUUAAGGGUGACACACAAAAACACUCACACAUAAACCUUAUCAUUUCCGGAAUCAACUGAAACUUUCUACUACACUGAAAAAAAAGAGAGCAUAGAAUUUGUGAUACAGAAUUUGAAUUUUCUGAUAUUUUUCUUUUUUGUACAAAAAACCCAUUUUGUUACCACAUUUUUUUACUAGUUAAGUUUGUAAUGAAAAUGAACUGCUAAAUUUUCACCUUUCGAAGAAAAAAGGCAGAAAAAAGAGAGAGAGAUUCAGUGAAAAACUUGCAUUUUCGUGAAACACUUGUUUGCGCGUAUAAAAAUGGGCGCGCGAAUUGAUAAUUUUGUUAGCAUUUGAAUGAAAUGUCUAGAAACAUUUCUACAUUGGCACAAAAAUAGAGAGGCAGAGAGAAAAAAAGGAAUAGAAAAGUAAAUUCAACAUUGCGCAAAACGAACAAAGAUUUAUCGGAUAAGUAGAUGAACGUCACUUUUGGGCGUGGGAAAAUGUAUCCGAAUUUAUUGACAUUUUGUACGAAAGUUCGGAAGUGCACAAUUGCGGGGGAGAAAACUUUGGAACAUUCAACAAUAGGUGCCAAAAUCCAUAGAAAAUCAAGAAUUUCCUUUUAAUCACAAAAAAGAAUCAAGUAUUUCCUAUAAAUUACUCACACAAAUUUACAGCUCAUAUUUGUUUUCUAGCCCCCCAUAAAAUUUUCUCACAUAAAAAUAAAACAGAUUGUGAAAGAGAAAGGAAAAAAAAUACAUUUUUGUCUAUGUAUAGACAUUAAGUUGUUGUGAUUCGUGCCAGACAUUAAUGGUGAUUGGCAAUCGAAGGAAGUAAGGCUGAGAAAUAUUACGAAGGUGCAACAUUAUUUUUCAUUUCUAAUUGGAUUGUACUUAAGACAUAUGCAGUAAAAAUAAAACACCGUGUAGAGACUUGUUGCUUUUUCUCACAGCACACAAAUUACUGCAGACAUUAAACAUACACAAAAGAAACUGGAAAAAAACAAGAACAAGAGGUAUAUUUAUAAAUCGUUUAUAGCAACACAAUUCUUGCAAAGGGAAGAGGUAAUUUUCACAAUGCAUUUGGAAGCAGUCGAUGAAAAAGAAAAGAGGAUCUGCAUAGAAGUGUUAGCACACAUAAACACCAUAUUCAAUAUAUUUGUGAAAGCGCUUUUUUGCCAACGGCUAUUUAUGUACAAAAUCGAGACAUACGAAAGAAAACGCAUAUGUAAGACGUACAUACGUAAGAAGAAAAAUGCUUGAGAUAAUUGUUACUGAAGACAGUUGUUUGUAAACGUUCUAAAAUUAUAAAUGACAUUUUGAAUAAAUAAAGCAUAUUGAUAUUAUUAGAAAACGCAAA